Molecule: messenger RNA, 1627 nt
Organism: Moneuplotes crassus
Lineage: Eukaryota; Ciliophora; Spirotrichea; Euplotida; Euplotidae
Source: the annotation of a GenBank genome assembly
AAUAAAUUUAGAAAAUGGAACAAAAAGAUUCGGAUGCCAAUGGGUUGCAAUCCUCUCAAAUUUACGUCAAAGAUUUCUUUACAGAAGAAGAACAAGACAACUCCUUGGAAUCUCAGAAGAGCAAGGACAGAUUUGAAGAGAAAAAGCGAGAUUUCAAUUUGGCAAAAAUAGUUUCAGAAUUUACCCUCAAGAAAGAAAACUUCAUUAGGAUGGAUGGGGACAUUAACGAGUUUUAUGAUUUUGGUAAAAAGCUUGGUGAGGGAGCAUAUGGAGUCGUCUUCAAAGCUACUGAGAAGACCACUGGAGAAGAAAGAGCAAUUAAGAAAUUAAGCAGAAGUAAAAUAAAAUAAUCCCACAAGGUUUAAGAAUGAGAUAGAAGCUCUAAGGACUCUUGAUCACCCCAAUAUUAUCAAGCUGUUCAGAUAUUUUGAGGACGAAGAGUAUAUUUACCUUGUUCAAGAAUAUUGAGCAGGAGGAGAAUUAUUUGACCAUUUAGCUGAACAAGAUCAUUUUGAUGAGAGCUAUGCUGCUAAUGUUUUUGAGCAGAUCUUAAAAGCAAUUUGGUACUGCCACAAGAAUAGGAUAUGCCAUAGAGAUUUAAAACCAGAAAAUUUCAUGCUAAGUAGUGUGGAAGAGGGACCAGGAACAAUUAAAUUGAUAGAUUUUGGGCUCUCAAGAAAAUUCUUUGAAGUUACUGAUACUGGAGAGAAAGCAUUGCUUAGAAUGCAGACCAAAGCUGGAACUGCAUUUUUCAUGGCUCCUGAGAUAAUUCUAGGUAAUUAUUCAUACUCAUGAGAUAUGUGGUCUUGUGGAUGCAUACUUUAUUUAAUGCUUUCUGGCUAUGCUCCUUUUGAUGGUGAAACACAAGAAGAAAUUUUCCAAUCUAUUCUAAAUGCCGAAGUUGAUUUCAGUGAUCCUGAAUGGGAGAAUAUAUCUGACGAAGCUAAGGACCUUGUACUAUCUUUAUUAACGAACGAGAAUGAUAGACUCACUGCUAAAUCUGCUUUGAAGCAUCCUUGGUUCAAGUCAGUUUUAGGAAAAACAAAGAAAAAGAUUUCAAAGACUCAUGUUCAGAAAUUAAAGGACUUCACAAAAGCAUCUAAAAUUCGGAAAAUUAUCUGCAGUUUCUUAGCUUCAAGAGUGUCAAAUGAAGAAGUAAAGAGACAACUUGAAAGUUUUGACAAGCUUGACAAGAACAAGGAUGGAUAUAUAACACUUAAAGAGUUACACAAGGGACUGGGCAAGAAAUAUACUCUUGAAGAUGCCCAAGCUAUUAUGGAUAGCGUUGACACCAACAAAAAUGGUGCAAUCGACUAUAACGAAUUCUUGGCAGCUACUUUAGAUGCUGAGAUAGCCAAGAAUCUCAAAUAAACUAGAAAUGGCAUUUAAAUACUUUGAUCAGAACUCUGAUGGCUUUAUUGAUGAUAAGGAGCUGAAAGGCACUCUUGAAAGCAGUGAAAUCGAUGCUGAAGAUGCAAGCGCAUUUAAAAAUAUGCUCAUGGAAUGAGAAACAAUGGAGAAAGGAAAACUCAACUAUAAAGAGUUUCUCAGAUGAAUGAGUAUUUAUAGCGUCAAGACGAAGAAUCCAAGCGAUUUUAUAUAAUGUCGUAAAGUACUAUGCUUUGUC